GAAGAAACGGCGAAAAGCGAUGAGGAAUUUGGUGUCAGGAUCUCAGGGGUGUGCCCCUUCUGACGUGACGGCCCGCGGAGCCACCGCACAGCGGAACCCGCUGAUGCGCUUUGCUCACGCUGUGAUGCAUGACCCUCUCAGGACACAGCAGGUGGGGCACAACCAUACGCAUGAGCCGCUCAUGCCUCAAGAUUCAUGUGUUUGCCUCUGUGUGUGUGUGUGUGUUUUGUUUAAAUCUUUGUGUUGUCUGUCUGUCAGAUUCGCGAGGGGUACCAUCGCCACCCUCUCUCGUCAGGAGGCAAGCUUGCCUCCCCCGAGGAUGUCCACCCAUCGGCUGUCGACGAGUUCAAGCAGCCACAGCAGCACACACCACCCGAGGCGCUCGAUGCGGCGUGGAACGAUGCGUCCACCUACAGGCACCCACCGCCAUACCCCCUGCCCCACGCACACGCCCAUGCGCCGCCAAUCGGUCUGCCGAUGCAUCAGCAGCUGGAGGGGCUGGUGAGAGCGCAGCAGCAUGGCCCUGGUGCGGUGAACGAGCUGGAUUUCUUCUCGGCGUACCAGCAGCAGCAGCAGCGGCAGAUGCGGGAGGAUGUGGGGGCAUCACGGCCGAGCGACGCGCCCGCACCGAGUGUGCAGCAGGAGUAA
This is a messenger RNA of Vitrella brassicaformis, 648 nucleotides long. Lineage: Eukaryota; Vitrellaceae. The record is from the annotation of a GenBank genome assembly.